Molecule: messenger RNA, 3624 nt
Organism: Myripristis murdjan (pinecone soldierfish)
Lineage: Eukaryota; Metazoa; Chordata; Actinopteri; Holocentriformes; Holocentridae
Gene: srsf5b
Product: serine and arginine rich splicing factor 5b
Exons: 8
Coding region: 120-1001 (293 amino acids)
Cellular component (GO): nucleus; cytoplasm
Molecular function (GO): mRNA binding
Source: RefSeq, a predicted model, not a curated record
AUAAAAACAGUCUCCAUUUUGUUUAGCAGAGAGCACACCACUGGACUUCACUGUCACUGUCGCCACACAGCCACAAAUUAGCUUCCUCCAGGGACGCUGAAAGGUCGCUAGCCAGCAACAUGAGCGGCUGUCGUAUUUUCAUCGGCAGGCUGAACCCUUCAGCCCGGGAAAAAGACGUCGAGAGGUUUUUCAAAGGCUACGGCCGCAUCCGAGAUAUUGACCUGAAGCGAGGCUUUGGCUUUGUGGAAUUUGAUGACCCCAGGGAUGCUGAAGAUGCUGUGUAUGAGCUAGAUGGCAAAGAGCUUUGCAAUGAAAGGGUGACUAUUGAGCAUGCCCGUGUGCGUCUACGUGGCGGCCGAGGCAGAGGAGGUGGAGGAGGUCGGUUUCCUGAGCGCUAUGGCCGAGGCUCACAGGACGGUCGGAGUCGAAAUCCUCCUCCAAUGCGCACUGAGAACCGCCUGAUCGUGGAGAACCUGUCGUCUCGUGUCAGCUGGCAGGACCUGAAAGAUUUCAUGAGACAAGCUGGAGAGGUGACAUUCGCAGAUGCCCAUCGCCCCAAGCUCAAUGAAGGAGUGGUUGAGUUUGCUUCUUACAGCGAUCUGAAAAAUGCCCUUGAAAAACUGUCUGGAAAGGAAAUCAAUGGCAGGAAAAUCAAGCUCAUUGAGGCAGCUAAGAAGAGGUCAAGGAGUCGCUCCCGGUCUGACAGCUCCUCUCGUUCACGCUCCCGAUCUCGUGGUCACUCUCCAUCACGCUCCCCCAGGCGCUCUCGCUCCCGCAGCCCCACUAAGGGCCACAAUGUGUCCCGCUCUGCCACCAGCUCCCCACCAACCGGCUCCUCCCCUCCAGCCCUCAGAGGCAAGGAGCCAACCAAACGCUCCUCUAAGACCAGCAAGUCUGCCACCCCGCCCUCCCCUCCGCCUGCCCAGCGAGCAUCUGCCUCCCGCUCGCGUUCCCGUUCACGCUCCCGUUCCCGUUCGCCAUCUACCGACAGCCAACGCUAAAGCUGUAUUCACUUAGUAUGGGAAUUGAUGAUAGAAACAACUUUGCUUGCUCAGUAGAAACAAUGUUCCAGGUGUUGGUGCACUGGAUUUUUCAUUUUAUGCAUAAUACACACAGAGUAGGCAAUGAACAAGAUGAAUAUUAAUUAAAACACAUAAUUAUUUUAGAUCAUGUAAUUGUCUUAACAUUAAUUUCAUUGUAUUUCUGUUUAUUGGAAAAUUAUUUUGAACCUUCACUCCAAAUUCGGUUUCUAUCACCCAUUUCCAAAUCCUAAGUUACCAAGUUGCAUUUUCAGCCUGAAAGUUUUCAAGUAGGACGCUCGUAUCAACCAUUUUUCCCCCACAACAUUACUGCAGCAUUCGCGUGAAUGCACACACGGACACCCGUGUGUUUGUGUCAGUAUCGCUUAUUUUCAAAGAUAGUAUUAAGUUUUAAGAGGAAAACCCACCAAGGUGGCUUAAUAAAUGUUUUGAGAAAAAGCUCCAGUCCACUCUUACCUGAAAACAUCAGUAUGGUUAAAUAGAAGCACAUUGGCGCACACCCACAGGUCCGUAAUUCUUGUGCAGGUUAGACUUAGUGAGCUUGCACCAGUGAAGUGGUAAGUUUGUCUUGUUUUUUGCCUCUGUGCCCACUUUGUACAAGCAGACAGACUGAGGUUAUAAAAGGAGACUGAGUACUACGGUGCCAUCUUUGAAGCGCACCCAGGAAGUCGGAUAACCAACACUAGAUACUUUUUGAAUGACAAGCUGUCUGAUGUUCUUGAAUACGUAUUAUCUUUUGUUCUUCAUAUUAGACAGCCAUUCAAAUUGUAUGCAACAGACAUAAAAUUUGUUCUGAGGGACAUUAGUGCCGCAGAAAAACAAAAUUUUCACUCACCGAGGUUUGUACACGUGCCACGGCCGUUGCCAUGGUAACUCCACACAGUCAUAGUUGAGCUCUAGAGAUUUUUAAAAAAUGCAUACAUGCAGUUUUACCUCUCUCAGCUCCAUAGUGACAAGGAUGCGAGCAGUUUUCUUGUCUGUGUUUGGACUUGCAGUGUUGUCCUCGAGCUCUUGCCCACUACUUCUACGAUACACCGUAAAACAUCAAAGUUGUGCUGCUACGUGAACUCCAGAAUUGUGAUUGGCUGAUAGUGUGUCACGGGUUGAACAUGCUGCCACCUUUUGCAUUUCAUAAUUUCCCAUUGUAAACUGACUUAACUGCAGUCUCCAUUUAUAAUCACAGUGUCUCUGGGUACGAGUAAGUCUAACCGCUGCCUGCAGAUACGAGAGCAUGCCCUUACAAGACACACCCACACCACUUUAGGACACGCCUCCUGAGAGAGGAGCGUUAAGGUCCAGUAAUAUUGUGGUUCAGCAAAAUGGCCGUGCAGUGCUCCAGACAGUAGUGUCAGUACAAACUGAAUGGCACCUUGCAGUUUUGAUAUCAGUAGCUAGGCGUACACCUCCUCUUCCAUCACCUACUUAGACCUCACAUUUUUGCAGAGAUAUUUGUUUUUACAUUAUGGAACGGCUGGGGUGCUGUACACAAGUCAAGACCAAGCAGACCCAUCGAUGAUUUAUUCCUUUCUAAUCAAACCCUUUGUACAGCUCUGCCACCCCUGCUGCUAUAGCAUCUCUUUAACAAAAAUCUGUUGGUUAUGCCCAAGUGAGCUAAAAACAUCAGCUUGUGUGAAAACAGGGCCCAUACACCUGUUAGUCCGUUGACCUUUUAAAAACCUCAGAGGCUGUUUCUCAGCUGCAUAUGGAUUGUUGAAAAACCCUCAUCUUUUUCUUUCCUUUUUAGAAACCCUUGCCUACCUGUGCUAGAUAAGUCAACAGCAAAACAUUGGACCAUUGUAAUUCUAGCCUGAUUUCUAAUAUUCUCUGUGCUCCCCUCAGUUCUUUUCAAAAUUGUCCAAAAUUUUAUUUUUACUUGUUUGUUUGUUUGUUUUUCACUUAUUUGAUGGACCUGCCACAGAUGGUGUAUGAACUGUAUGGAUGCUUGUGUUGCUUUUAUUUUCUUGAGUAUUUUGACUUGGGCAGAUAAAUAAGUUCCAAGUUCAGAUGUGAACCACCAUCCUGACUGGUUGGCAGCUUCAACAUCAUAAACAGUUAUGUGAUGAUGCGCAUAGUUAUUGCUGUGUAAAGUUAAAACAGUUGUACAGUAAGAUAAGUAUGUUAGUUUUGUGUUGAUUUGGUAGACUUUUUUUUGCAGUGACUGUUAAAACCUUUUCGGGGGAAGGGAAGUACUAUUUUUGAGGAUAAGAUAAUGCUUGGUAGUUAAAAUUAAGGGGCUGAUGCCUACAUGAGGCAGUUUUUUCAGGGUUUUUUUUUUUCAGUUUUUUCAAAUUUUUUUUUUUUGGUUUGUUUUUUUUUUAGUGAAUGCUUUUCAGUUUUGGGGGUAUGGUGUACAGUAAUGUAACCUCUUUUUUAUUACAGUGUAUAAAUGUGAGUCCAAGAAGACUGUUGGUACUGUGACUAACGUUACUGUGGUCUAAAUGAGUAAGAACACCUAGACACGAGUUUGGAAAAUAAAACAUUUUUUACUCUUAAUGUAUAAUUUUGUUUUCAGUGAUAGAUCUGAUGGACAUUUGUAUGGUAUAUAAAAACUAUGGGCAUAACAAAUAAAAGCGUUUUAACAAAA